This is a messenger RNA of Oldenlandia corymbosa var. corymbosa, 711 nucleotides long. NCBI's taxonomy places the organism in Eukaryota, Viridiplantae, Streptophyta, Magnoliopsida, Gentianales, Rubiaceae. The record is from the annotation of a GenBank genome assembly.
AUGCCCCCCAGGCAAGCAAAGCAAGAAAAGAACAACUACCCUGAAUAUAUCCAUCACGAUAUGCUUGAUAAUAUGUUCAUUAAUCUGACAUUGGAAAAGAUUGGUGAGUUCCGUCGUGUCAGCAAAGCUUGGGAGCAAAUGACGAAAAGACAAGAAUUUGUUUUUCAAAAACGUGAGAUGAGCUACCCUGCAACUGAAAACAACAUCCUUGUUUUCACUCAAACAAGCCAAGAAGGUCACAUGUUGCAAGACAAACUAAUCGCCACCAACAUAAAAGUGCAAAUGGAUAACCCAUGCAACCACAUAGGAUUGCAAGAAGAGAUGUCGAUGGGUGACGAUGGCAUCCAUAAAAUCAUGCCUAUCACCACAGAUUUGCUCUGUCUGCAACCCAGGUCUCAAAUCAAAUUCUUGAACCCAAAGACAACACAUCUUGCAUCAAUUGAAUGGCCAUAUGAUGUCCCUCUCAGCAAUUGUGAAACAGCAUUUGGGUACCUAUCAUCCUCAAAAACUUACGUUUUCAUGGCCCUUAUUGCCGAUGGAAAAAACAUGCAAGGCUGCAUUUUUUCUUUUCAAAGUUGUUCAAGUAUUCAUAGAGGGGAAUGGAAAAUACUUUGCAAUGUAUGUCCUCGCCUUGUAUCUGAUGGAACCUGGUUUGAUAGAUUCAUGUACUGGCUUGUAGACAAAGUAUCCUCUGAAAUAGCAACACCUUAA